GAAACAAUGAGGCCUUUGGUGAUUGUGCGGGAUCCACCCCCAGCUUCCCAGUGUGUCCCCUCUGCGGGCUGGAUCCGGGUGGCUGCUUGGGGGUGGGGCAGGGGGCCCUGAAUGGGCCCCUUGUCUCAGCCCUGGGUGUGGGCCAGGCUUCCCGGGCACACAGUGCCCUCGCCAGGCUUGGCCAGCCUCUGUGGCUUCCACCCCCAGCUGGCUGAGGACGGUGCCCUGCGAGUGAGCAGGCCCCUCCCAGGCAGCCUCAGCUGGGCUCCCAUCCCGGGCCCUAGAGGCAGGUAGGGAUAAGGAUCCCAUCUAGUGGGGAAGAAGGGAAAAGCAGCUGCCUCAGCCUCGGGAGGACCCUGUCCCCAGACCAGAGAGGACCCUUAGAGAGCUGGAUACUGGAGGCCGACCUGAGUUGGACUCCCCACACUACAGCUCCCUAUUAUUAUGACCUUGGGCAGGUUCUCUGGUUUCUCUGAAUCCUUGUGGGUAAAAUGGCACUGACAAACCUACCUGAGGGCUGCUGUGAGAAUUGUAGGACAUCAUAUACAGAAAAUGCCCAGCGAGUACCAGGUGCUCCAUAAAUGUCAGUUUCCCUUCCCUGUCUCUGGAGGAAGAAGGGCUGAGGGCACAGGAAUUGGCCUGGAAGGGCCUCGGGGGUUGGGGUCAAGGCCAGGCAGGCUCUCACAAUGGGCUAGAACUCUCCCUCACUCUGGGUUCUCAUUCACUUUGACUCCUCUCCCUGUCCCAGGGAGGGGAGGGAAGGCCUAGGAUGAAUCGUCAGGGGGAGCUUUCCCCCUAGAUUCUCUAUUUCUUUCUUCACUGCUGCACUUGAAGUUCCCAAGAGACCCCUUAGGUAGCAGCCACUGGCCUGCAGCUUGUCCCCCACCCCCCAUACCAAAUGCUAGUUUUGCCCCCUACUUGGGACUCGUGAAUUGGGAGAAAUGGCUAUAGUCAUACGGUUCUUCCGAUGGGUUUGGCUAAAGAUUUCUUACGUGGUGAGUUUCCUCCCUCAUAACGUGCUGGGGUGGGAAGUGCUGGUCAAUGACUUCUAGGUCACAGAAACACCCCCUCUACCUGGCCUCCCUCCCCUUCUGGCUUCCUGGGGUCAAACAAGACAGGCAGAGAGAAGUGAGGGGUGGGACAGUCAGGGAGGAGGCCAGGACACACACUGUCCCAUCCCUUCCGUGCCUUUCCUUCUUCUAACUGUUGUCUCCACUCUGGCCCUUUCUCCUGUCCUUCCUCUCCCUUCUUGGUUCUUAGGUAUUUUUCUGGAAGCACAAAACUAAGUCAGCCAUCUCGGAACACCCUGACUCCAAGAAAAAGGCGUGGAAGAUGGAGAAGGCUCCCAGUGUGGUUGAGACUUUCAAGUUGGUUGAGCCCCCUAAAGAGGCUAAGGCCUCCAAGAUGGAAGUGUUACUCAAGGUGGCCGAUCCCUGCGUAUUGGCCAAGACAGCAGAUGGGUCUAAAGUGGAGCCGGGCCGUGGGGGCCGGUCCCUGUUGCAGCUGCCCCAGACAGCUGUCAAAUCUGUCUCCACCCUCAUGGUCUCGGCCCUCCAGUCUGGCUGGCAAAUGUGCAGCUGGAAGAGUCAGAAGGGGACAAGAGGAAAGGCAGGAAGACCCACUGGAGGUGUUGCAGUUGACGCUGAGAGAGGAGGAUAUUCUGGACUGGGGGAGAGGCAUCAGUCAUCUGUGAGUUCUACCUCAGUUCCCUCCGAAAUAAGGACUGGGUCCCCUUUGCAGUCACCGGAAGCUGAGAUGCUGCGGGAAGUGUAUCUGGUGCUGUGGGCCAUUCGGAAACAACUACGGCAGCUGGCCCGCAGGCAUGAGAGGCGCAGACGGCGCCACAUCUGUGCCCACACUAGCCCCAAGCCUGAACCAGUUCAGGGCCUGAAACAGGAUGCCCGGAGUCCCCUCUAGGGGGGAACCCCACAUCCUUCGAAAGCCCCCACCUCACUCUUAGGUAAGGUUGAUAGGAGAGGCUAGGGCUGCAGGCCAGGAGUUGUGGGCGAGGAGACAUUUUCAUACCGUCACCCCUCAUCAGGAGCCCAGGGCCAG
Messenger RNA from Miniopterus natalensis, 2055 nucleotides. NCBI's taxonomy places the organism in Eukaryota, Metazoa, Chordata, Mammalia, Chiroptera, Miniopteridae. The record is from RefSeq and is a predicted model, not a curated record.